This is a messenger RNA of Thelazia callipaeda (thelaziosis nematode), 3042 nucleotides long. Lineage: Eukaryota; Metazoa; Nematoda; Chromadorea; Rhabditida; Thelaziidae. The record is from the annotation of a GenBank genome assembly.
AUGCUACUCAAUGUGCCGUCUCAUGAUAUGGAAAAGGAUUUCUACAUAACAGAAUAUAUGAGUUAUGGGCGAUCUCAGAUGAACUGUACAAUAAAAAAGUUUUGUUCAGACUUCAUCGUCAACGAAAUAACACCAGAUGGAACUGCAGAAAGAUUUGUUUUAGAAGUACCUUUGCCAUAUAAGAUGGAAAUAGACGUCGAAAAUGAGCAGAAUGAAAAAACUUUAGCAAAUUUAAAUGAUAUACCUACUCCAGAAGGUGUCACCCAAGAAUUAAUUUCGAAAAUCGAUGCUCUUGUUGGAAAAAAUUCUGAUUUUGUUGAAAUAUCAGUUAAAGUUGGUUCCGAUUUUGUUCUACUGAUAGAUUCAAUAUGUGGCGAUAUCUUUGGAAGACCGGGUAUGGAAAAGGAAAAACGAACAGUUAUACAUGAAUGGAUUCGUAAUCGAUAUAGUAAUCGUUUGGAUUCACAAACAAUAGACACUGCGAUUCGAGUUUUCAUUUCAGAUAGAAAUAGCAGAAAAAGGAAAAAUUGGCAAGCGACUCUUCCUGAUUAUAUUCAUUUCACAUUGUGUAAAGAAAACAAAGACACGCAAUUUGCUCUUUCUACGAUUGCAAAGGUGAAAGUUUCUUCAUUUGGUAUUUGUGGUACCAAGGAUCGUCGAGCUAUUACUACGCAGCGAGUUUCUUUGUAUCGAUUUGAAAUUGAGCGAUUGAAAAAACUUAAUGCCAAAUUGCAUGGCAUCAAGCUCGCAGACUUUACUCAGCAUUCGACAGCAUGCAAAUUAGGUAGCCAUUGGGGAAAUAAGUUCAAAGUCAUUUUAAGAGAUGUGCAAUUUGAAGAAAAUGAUUUGCUGAGUAGAAUCGAGGAUUUAAAAGCAAAUGGUUUCAUCAACUAUUUUGGAUCUCAGCGUUUUGGAUCAUGUGGUAUAAAUACAGCUGCAGUUGGAAUCGCGAUUUUAAAACGGCAAUGGGAAGUUGCUGUAAAAGAAAUUUUGAGACCCAGAGUUAUUCAUGGUAAUAUGGGAGAAGCUCUGGAUGUAUGGAAUGCAUCCGGUAAGGCUUCAGAAGCCUUAAAAAAACUUGUUGACUGCCAGAUACAUUCUACUAUCGAGGGACAAGUGUUAUCAUCUCUUAAUAAAGACGAAAACAACUAUUGCACUGCAUUGAUGAAAUUAGCACGAAAUACACGCAGCUUCUAUGUACAUGCUUAUCAAAGCUUAUUAUGGAACCGAUUAAUGUUUUCCACUAAUCGUACUUUGAAUUUUCAUGUUGCUAGCCAGAGAGUGAAAAUAAAAGGAACUCGACCUGUUGCUGGUGACUUAAAUAUUCAAGGUCAGAAAAUUGAAGAUUUUGUGAAUGAGGAGGUCGCUUUACCCCUCAUCUCGGGGUCUCAACAAAUUCUCGAUGAUGAAGUUCGAGGUUGGUAUGAAGAAAUGAUGACCGUGGAUGGUGUAACGACAGAUAUGGAAUAUGCAAUUGGUACGGUUAUGCGUCCUUUGAUUGUUAAGCCACGCAAUUUGGAAUAUAAAAUAUUGACCUAUCCGAAGGCUGAUACGAGGUUACAUGCAGAUCUUGAAAGAGAUAUUGACUCUGAAAGUAUUGGAACAGGCGAUUUUCAAGCGAUUGCGUUAGAAUUUUUGUUACCUUCUGGAUCUUAUGCAACUGUUGCUUUACGUGAAAUUACAAGAUGUGACAUGAGUAAAUUAAGUCAGAUAUCUAUGGCCAAGAAGGAAACUGAUUUUCUGAAUGUACAUCAACAAAGAAGAAUGAGAUUGAGUGUUAAGGGACCUAAUGGGAGGUUAGAAGUUUUCGAAAAUGUAGGAGACUGGAGCUUUUUCAAUUUACGAGAAGCAGUAAUUCAACGAUUCAAUUUGACACAUGAUUUCGUUCUAUAUUUUGGUAGUUGUCAGCUACCAAUAAAUGACUCGAAAUUGGUUGACUCCAGCUUGGGGUUGGUCACUGGAGAUCGUCUAAAGCUGGUUGUGAAUGAAACAAAUGGUCUUGCUAACAAAUGUGGUAAAUCAGUAAUCUCAUCAAGAUGUGAAAACAGUGAAUUGGACAAUCUUGAGAGGAAUGAAACUGUUUUCGAAGUUGUACUUGAAGAAAUGAAGAAUCGAGACUUUAAGGCCUGGCUUUGCAUUAAACGGGAAAACGAUGAUACACGUUGGACAUUUCUUCAUCCACAUUCAGUACUUAUUGUGGAAAUUGAUUUCCGUGUUUACAAUGAUCGAUUAAUAAAGUACAUUCAUGCUACUGCUAGUAUUAAUCAUUCAUCGAGACGCAGAUUUCUGGAUCCAGUUAUUUUGGAAGAAAAUAGUUCUGAAUCGAGGAAAAAAAUAAUUGAAAACUUGGUUUCACCGAUAGAACUGGCGUUAUUGGGACCUACAGCAGCUAUUGUACAAUAUACAUUUGUUCAUGGUCUUAUGUAUUCAUAUCCUCUUUGGCUAUCUACAAAAUUACUUUCAGAUAAAAAUACAUUUUUGCGUUUACUUGGAAAUAGCGCAGUGGCUGAAUGCUUAUUGAAGAAAUUGAAUGCUAGAAGUAUUUUGCGAUUAGAGAUUACCAGUAAAUAUGCUCUGGAAAUAUGUAGGAGUGAAGGAAUGAACAGAAUUUGGAAACUGCUGUACGAAAAAGAUUUUGGAAAAAAUUUGUGUUUGCGGAAAGAGGUAUCGUAUCGUGAGGCAUACAAAAAAAUGUAUAUGCGGCAUGUAAGAGAGCGCGAUUACCUGCAUGAUUUUGAAACCAGCACUCAUCUCGAUGUUCCUGUUCGUGGAUCUUUUCCAUAUCAGCCAUACAGGCCGCUAAAUCCCGAUCCUGACAUGCCUCAAGGACCAUUUCAACCUGUAUUCCAUCAUCCUUUCACACCACCUGCAAAUCCUUUUCCACUAUUGCCUAGAUCAAGAAGUCCAUUUGAUCCUUUUAGUGGUAGAGAAUUGUUACCCAGUCGUCCUGUAAGACCGAGUGGCGUUCCUAGAAUACUGCCGCGCGGUCCUCACUCACUAACUGGCAAUAAUCCAUUUGAUACAAAUAAUGAUUUCAUUUGA